Mytilus californianus (California mussel) is the source of this 667-nucleotide messenger RNA. RefSeq names its product 40S ribosomal protein S14. NCBI's taxonomy places the organism in Eukaryota, Metazoa, Mollusca, Bivalvia, Mytilida, Mytilidae. Bases 26 to 478 code for a protein of 150 amino acids. Gene Ontology annotation, cellular component: cytosolic small ribosomal subunit; ribosome. The record is from RefSeq and is a predicted model, not a curated record. Gene Ontology annotation, biological process: ribosomal small subunit assembly; maturation of SSU-rRNA from tricistronic rRNA transcript (SSU-rRNA, 5.8S rRNA, LSU-rRNA); translation. Gene Ontology annotation, molecular function: structural constituent of ribosome; mRNA 5'-UTR binding; small ribosomal subunit rRNA binding. The transcript is spliced from 4 exons.
UCAAUAUUUUGUUUCUUUUAUCAGGAUGGCACCCAGAAAGGGGAAGACUCAGCAGACGGAGCAAGUGGUGUUGGGACCACAAGUAAAAGAAGGCGAGAAUGUGUUUGGAGUUGCACACAUCUUUGCCAGUUUCAAUGACACAUUUGUACAUGUGACUGACCUGUCUGGAAAGGAAACCAUUGCCAGAGUCACUGGUGGAAUGAAAGUGAAGGCUGACAGAGAUGAAGCAUCCCCAUAUGCUGCUAUGUUGGCUGCACAGGAUGUAGCUGAAAAAUGUAAAACUUUGGGAAUUAAUGCCCUACACAUCAAACUGAGAGCUACUGGAGGAAAUAGGACCAAGACACCUGGACCUGGAGCUCAGUCAGCUCUUAGAGCUUUAGCUCGAUCAGGAAUGAAAAUUGGCAGAAUUGAGGAUGUUACACCUAUCCCAUCAGACAGUACCAGAAGGAAGGGAGGUCGCAGAGGUCGUCGUUUGUAAACUGCAAAUAAACUAUCAAAAAGACUCAAGUGUUGAAAUAUCAUUAUAAAAAGAUAUCAUUCUAUAUGCUAACGCAUAUUAUUUAAUGAGUUCUCAGCAGCUUGUUGAGUAGAAAAAAACAUAAAUAAAUGCCAGAUGUCCUUUAGUUACUCAUAUUUAUUAAUGUCUCAAAUAAAGAAGUAGACAUGC